UUCACAUUGCCUACCUCUGUGAAGCCUCUCCUGUUUUGUUUUUUUUCUUUGUUCCGUUAUCUGCAAGCACGGAGCAUACAGGCCUCUAUACUUAAAUGAAAUAGAAAACAUGCUGUAGUGGUAGGAACUCUUGCUUGCACAUUUCAGUGUGUUAGAUGCAUGGGUUAAGUGAGGUUCAAAGCUGUUAGACUUAAUAGGAAACUUGGCAUGUUUAGGAGAGCUGUGGUAACAGAAAUAAACUCUAAGGAGUAAGUUCGGUAAUGAUGAGGUAGUGGAGGAAGAAAAUGUUGCCUGUUCUUUGCCUAAAUUGAAAGAAAAUGGAAGAGGGCUCAAUCAGAUUGAAUAGAAAAGCAAGCUUAAAGAUGAACAUUAAAGACCAAGAUCAAGCAGCCAAUAUAAACAGACACUAAGAAAGGGCAAAAGGAGCUUUCUGGGCUCAGACCGGUAGCAUGGCCAAACGUACCAAGAAGGUUGGGAUCGUCGGUAAAUACAGGACUCGCUAUGGGGCCUCCCUCUGGAAAAUGGUGAAGGAAAUUGAAAUCAGCCAGCAUGCCAAGUACACUUGCUCUUUCUGUGGCAAAACCAAGAUGAAGAGACAAGCUGUGGGCAUCCGGCACUGUGGUUACUGCAUGAAGACAGUGGCUGGCGGUGCCUGGACGUACAAUACCACUUCUGCUGUCACCGUAAAGUCUGCCAUCAGAAGACAACUGAAAGACCAGUAGACGCUCCUCUACUCUUUCUGAGACAUCACUGGCCUAUAAUAAAUGGGUUAAUUUAUGUAAAAAAAAAAAAAAAAAAAAA
Molecule: messenger RNA, 801 nt
Organism: Saimiri boliviensis boliviensis (Bolivian squirrel monkey)
Lineage: Eukaryota; Metazoa; Chordata; Mammalia; Primates; Cebidae
Source: RefSeq, a predicted model, not a curated record